GACUUUAUCACUGUUAACUAUUGGUUUUGAGCAACUCAACUUCAUCGAUGACUACCAUCACAGUUGGCAUCAUUACAAUUAGCGAUACCGCUUCAAUCGACGCUAAUGCAGAUAGAUCUGGACCAACCAUACGAGAAAUUAUACAACAAAACGGAUGCGAAUGCAAACGAUCUGCUAUUGUUCCAGAUGUAGGGGAAACAAUAAAAGAGACAGUCGAGUCCUGGUGUGCUGAGCAAUCGGUUGACUGGAUCAUCACCACUGGUGGGACCGGAUUCGGGGUGCGGGACAGGACUCCUGAAGCUAUAUCCCCGCUUAUCGAAAGAGAAGCCCCUGGGCUAGUUCACCUAUUACUGUCUACAUCCCUCAAACAUACGCCAUUGGCUGCUCUUUCGAGGCCUGUCGCAGGAACGAUCAAGAACACUCUCAUCGUCACGUUACCAGGAAGCGUUAAAGCAGUGAAAGAAAACCUAGAAGCCCUCUUUACUAAUGGGCUGAUAGGACACGCCAUAGAUCUAGUUAAAGGAGGUAGUGGGAAGCAAGUACAUGCCGCUAUGGGCUCGAGUCACACUCAUAGUCAUCCCGACGGGGCUUCUCAUGGCAAAGGGCAUAGCGGUCACCACCAUCACCGUCACCAUCAUCAUCAUCACGGACAAGACCACGGGCACUAUAUUCCACAACCCCGUACAACGCUGUCGCAUGAUCCCGCUCUGCCUGCUUCAGCCCGCCACCGUGUGUCUCCCUAUCCUUUGAUCUCUCUGGAGAAAGCGCUGCAGAUUAUCCUGGUUGAAGUGGAGUCCCUAAAGACUGUCAGCCAUCUCGUUAAUCCAACGUUGAAAGGUCACGUUCUCGCCGAGGACGUGUACGCCCCUCAAAAUGUUCCCUCUUCCCAGACUACAAGUGUAGAUGGAUAUGCUCUUCGAUCCACCGAUCCUCCGGGAGUGUACAAGGUUUUGACAGCGCAAAGCCACAUACGCUCUGAUGUUAUACCUGAGGGUUCGAUAUAUCGCAUAAACACAGGAGGGCCUCUGCCGGCUGGUGCAGACACUGUCAUUAUGGUAGAGGAUACCCAGCUCGUCUCCACUUUGAAAGAUGCAAAUGGGGAAGAUCUAGAAGAAAAGGAGGUUCAAACUCUAGCUCAGAUUCCUCCUGGGGAAAACUGUAGAGAACCAGGAUCAGAUGUGCAAAAGGGGGAUCUUGUCUUACAAAAGGGUGACAUGUUGACCAGCCUUGGAGGCGAGAUUGGUACCUUGGUCUUUGUCGGUCGAAAGGAGGUACAAGUCUUUCGAAAACCAAUAAUUGCCAUCUUGAGUACUGGAAACGAAAUCGUUGACUUACAAUCUCCUCAGCCAUACUCCGGGGAUGACUGGGGCGGAAUAUGGGAUACGAACAGACCUUCGUUACAAGCAGCGCUUGAGGGAAUGGGUUACAGUGUUGUAGAUCUGGGUGUUGUCCCCGACGAUAUCGGAGAGCAUGUAACAGCGAUCAAGAAAGGCCUCGAGAGCGCAGAUAUUCUUCUUACAACAGGAGGCACAUCUAUGGGUGCUAGCGAUCUCUUGAAGCCGGUAAUAGAACGCCAUUUCAAUGGUACCAUCCAUUUUGGUCGCGUGACAAUGAAGCCUGGAAAGCCUACUACAUUCGCCAGUAUACCUACGACAGACGCGGAUCAUGGUAAAAAGUUCAUGUUUGCUUUACCCGGAAACCCUGCCUCGGCCCUAGUUACAUUCCAUGUCUUUGUUGUACCAGCUCUCCGAAAAUUGGGUGGUUGGCCUAAUGAACAGUGUCAACUGCCUCGCGUACGGGUCAAGGUACAAAAUUCAAUGCGUCUCGACCCGCGGACAGAAUUCCACCGCGUCAUUGUAUCGUCUGGAGUGAGUGGCCUACAAGCAACUAGUACCGGCGGGCAACGUUCGAGCAGGGUUGCUAGUCUGAGCGGCGCAAAUGGGUUAGUCGUCCUUCCAAUCUUGAAAGAAGGAGGACCAAACGUUCUAGAAGCUGGAGAAUAUGCAGAUGCUGUCAUUAUAGGGGAGAUACAAAUGUAAAAUAGAAUAUCGUACAUAUGGGGAACCUUUUGAAGAUGUAUUACGAUCUCACAGAAUUAUAAAGUAGAAAGUUUCUUCUGUUCCUGUACAAAUACAUUGAGCGUUUU
Messenger RNA from Serpula lacrymans var. lacrymans S7.9, 2146 nucleotides. RefSeq lists its product as uncharacterized. The transcript has 9 exons. Lineage: Eukaryota; Fungi; Basidiomycota; Agaricomycetes; Boletales; Serpulaceae. Gene Ontology annotation, biological process: Mo-molybdopterin cofactor biosynthetic process; molybdenum incorporation into molybdenum-molybdopterin complex. Gene Ontology annotation, molecular function: molybdopterin molybdotransferase activity. Gene Ontology annotation, cellular component: cytosol; cytoplasm. The coding region runs from base 48 to 2039 and encodes 663 amino acids. The record is from RefSeq and is a predicted model, not a curated record.